UCUGCAUGCGCUCGAACCAAUUUUCGAAGCACUUAUUCCACUCGUUUGCUGACAGAUCCAAAACGGCAUUUUUGAAUGCGUCAACUGCUUCUUCUGGUGACUGGAACCUUUGACCACGCAGUCUGUUUUUAAUUUUCGGGAAACUAAAGAUAUCGUUAGGACUUAGAUCGGGACUAUAUGGAGGAUGGUCCAAUAAUUCCACCUUUUCUUCCGUUAAAUACUGCCCUGUUUUUUGGGCUGUGU
Acanthoscelides obtectus is the source of this 243-nucleotide messenger RNA. The record is from the annotation of a GenBank genome assembly. NCBI's taxonomy places the organism in Eukaryota, Metazoa, Arthropoda, Insecta, Coleoptera, Chrysomelidae.